Xylona heveae TC161 is the source of this 3660-nucleotide messenger RNA. RefSeq lists its product as hypothetical. NCBI's taxonomy places the organism in Eukaryota, Fungi, Ascomycota, Xylonomycetes, Xylonales, Xylonaceae. Bases 348 to 3359 code for a protein of 1003 amino acids. The record is from RefSeq and is a predicted model, not a curated record. The transcript has a single exon.
CCUUUAACAUCUGAAUGGCGACGAUUGGUUGCAUGACGAAACUCAACUAACGCACCAAAGACAAACAAUCGAUGUCGGAGACACUUUCCCAGGUUGCUUCAAUUUAUGUCGCUCCUGCUCUUCGCAGCUACAUUGUUGACGGAACUCACCAUAUAAGGAAAUAACGACCCAAUCCGCCUCAGAGUACUAACCCGCCAGGAUGACGUCUACCUAGGGUGAUCUUUUCCUUUCGAAUACGCACUUGUUGUUAUAAUAAUAUACGGAUACAUGACAUCAGUAUGGCUUGUUUGGUGAGAGCAUUACUUCGUACGAUAGCAUGUUCUUGAUGAUAUUUUAAAACUGCAAAGAUGCAUUCUAGACAAUCUCGCAGAAUAUCUUCUCGCAUGACGAGAACCAAAUCCAUGUCUUCAGUUUCCACACGGCAGCACUCUAUCCCUGGAAACAACAGCGCGGAGGCAAAUUCUCCCAAGGGUCAAGCACUAGCAGCGGCUACACGCGCCUUCAGUCGCAGUAAUGGCCCUGGGCGGGAGAUGAGAGCGACUAAUGAGCUCCCAGGAAGGCAGAAUUCAAGAAAAACAAGAGCUACAAGUCACUUCCAUCCAUUAGCACGCAAGAAAAGCUCCCGUUUAUCCUCACUUUCUCAGAGUCAUCUACGCUUUGGAAAGCGCGGUGCUUCCGGUUCGUCUUUUGAAAAACGCAGGGCUUCUCGAACUUCAUUCAAAUUCGCAGAAUCUUCCCAGAACCAUUCCAGUAAGGCUAAAGACCGUCACCUAACCGAGUCGGCUUUCGACGCUCAGGAGGCUUUUGAAAACAGCCUUGGUUCAUUGCCUUCUUCGUAUCGUCGAGUGAGAAAAGCAAAAUCUGCAUACAUUUUCAGGAGCACUGGGUCUAGAGAUUGCUCCAAGGUAAAUGGCCACGAGAUCUCGCGGGACUUUUCCAAAUAUAAGCCUGCCAGUUCGCAGCCCGUGCUUAGGGAUAGCAGAUCUACGCCAGCGCUGCGCCAUUCCAGAUCUCAGUCAAACGAAUAUCGUGGGGAGAGCCAACAUGAAGAUGCCGUCAUCAGAUUAGCACGGGAACGGUAUCUAAAGGACUUGGAAACUCAGAGAAUGAAGCCGCGGUCAUCGUCGCUUUUCUCUGUUCUUUUACGGAAGCCCUCCGAGCUUGCUCAGGAGAAUAUCAGCGGACCCGUAACUGAAAAUAGAUCUGGAAUGGGAUCACUGGAAGAUCGUUAUUAUACUACCGCAGCAAAUAGCGUAGGCGUUACGCAUCGCGCUCAAGUAAUCUCGUCCAGUAUCAGAACGAGUUUCAAACGCGUCUUCCGCCGUAGUCGUGCCAAACAAGUUCCGAGGCAGCAUGUUUCUAGCGAUCGUCCCUAUUUUAAGGAUUAUAUGCCCUCGAGCUCUGAGUUUCAUGAGCAUUACCGGAAUGUCCCUUUGCCGGAUAGACAUACCCUUUCGAGCAUGCAUUCACGAGAAGCACUCCUCCCCGAACAAUCGAAUCGAGAUUCGCGUUAUGGGUCUUACAGUAUUCGAAGUUCUCAAACUCAAGGCACAUGGAGCAACCUGAGAUCUCGUGUCACAAGCUGGUCGAGCUCCUCCGUUGACGACGAUACCACUCUCCGGCUUGCAAACGAUGUGAAACGACUUUCUGUCAUCGAUGAGGAUGGCGGCCCGUAUCAUUCAUCGUCAUCAACCGGACACAAGAACGUUGAGCGUGGGCUUUCAGUCUUUCAAUAUCCAAUGUACGAUAUUGAGGACAGUUCAAAGCCUAAGAUCCCCAGUACGAGGCGCCUAUAUUCGGCAUUGAUGAAAAGGCUCGACAAUAGCAGUCAGAGAUAUAAACGAAUUCAGAAUUUUCCUGCUAUUGACGGGAAUCAUUCCAGAGAGCCUUUCGAUAGUCUUGGGAUUCCACGGAGAGUAAACACUGACUUUAGCCAGCGGACAUUUCAGACUAUUCGACGUGUUCAAACGAUGCCUGAGACGGAGAAUCUACAUCCGGAAAAGUCAGUAUCGUUUCCGCAACUUCGGUAUGUAUAUGAUGACAAUGAGAAACCGGACUUUAGAUCAUCCGGAAAUCAUUCAAGUAGCGCAGGUGUCUAUGUGCGGCAGACGUUGGGACAUUCACCGCGGAAGACCCAACACGGGCAACCGCUGCGUGAAAUAAGAUCUUCUUUCUACCCUCAUUCGUCGGAGAGUAGAAUGGUAUCUCCAAGUCCUUUCAACCGCGCCAGAGCCGAUCAGCGUAUUAGUCGAGAUAGUUCGGGGAUUGUGAUCCAGAAACGCGCGGGCUGCACCCAUUUGGAGCCUAUUUCCAUUCAUCCUUCAGAAAGUGUUGCAGAAUCAAUGAGUAUAUACUCGAGGACAACGGGUGGGAAGUCGCCACUACCGGAUGAUCACGACAAUCCUAAGGUUUUUGAGGCUGGAACUGCUACCAUCAUCCAGUCACCACAAACAAAAUCGUUGAAAACUUUCCCCUCACUUCGAGUUUCAUCUGAUAAAUCGAAUCAAGAGUGGCAAGCGUGGAUGUCCUCCGAGGUCGCGAAAUUGGAGACCUUGGACACUGACAAGAUUCGUCUGAUCUCUGAUCCCGAACGACGCAAGGGCCAUCGACGUGAACAUGCCCAGAUCGAGGAAGACACGGAAAUUGCUAACCCGGAAGGAUCAGAGACCAAAUCUAUCCCAUUACCCGGUCUUAUAUCUUCCUCAGCUCCUCUUUUGUCCGACAAGUUAACUGAUCGCUUGCCUUCAGGGGGUGUCGAUAGGCAUCGUCCUCUAACAGUCAGGUCUUCGUCUCAGACCAACGUCGAGCCUAAACGGCAGGGAUCCCUACGGAAUAGCCCCGCGCGUGAACUUAGUCCUCGAAAACCUUCUGCAAAUGAAAAUGAAAAUCCGUCUGUGUCGCCAUUGAAGUCUAAACAAGCUAGUCAACUCGAUGCGAUCUCUAAGUCAUUGUCAUUUACUCCCGGUUCCUCUGGUCAAAUAUCGAGCUUGCCAGCGGGCAAUAGGGAUAUCUCUCGUGGCUCGAUCGAAAUUCCCGUAAAGGUAAACAGCAGUUCGCCCAAGUCGCAAGAGAAUGCCAAUAGACGUACGCGAUACAGCCCGGGUAGGACCAGACGCAGCCCUUACGCUGGUGGCCCGUCGGCGGGGCGCUUGAAGCAAUCAAUGCUCGAGCCUUUCGAGCCGUCAGGCCAGCAACUGCAACGCGCAGUUUUCUCAGGCCAAGGACGAGGAGAAAAUGUCGAUCCAGUAGAAAGCUCCGCAGCUACGGGCAGUCAAGCCAUGGUUGAAAAUUUCCUUCGCACUCGACGUAUCAACAUGGAGGACAGGGUUUCUGAGGAGGAUAACAGUGCGUUCCUUUGAGACUAAAAAUUGACUCAACCAAGGCGCUGUGGUAUUGUAGUUUUAUUUUUGAUAAUGCUGGAGCGACCCUAUGUUAUUGUUCUGCUAUUAUCACCAUUUUUAUCUUUGCCCGUUCAGCCUAGUCUCGGAAGAUACUUUUCAUGUCUUUCUUCCGAUUCACAGUCACUACUGCAAGCUUAUUCCCUGCUGUUGAAGGGCAUUGGGUAGAUUAUCUGGCAUUUGUCUGAUUGAGAGAAUCCUCUAGAGUAUUGUUAGGCAUAAUUCACAAAUCAAAUCAGCGGCAAUGAUUAUAAUGACAAUA